This is a messenger RNA of Cercocebus atys (sooty mangabey), 12886 nucleotides long. RefSeq names its product SRY (sex determining region Y)-box 5 (gene SOX5). The coding region runs from base 5923 to 8178 and encodes 751 amino acids. Gene Ontology annotation, biological process: regulation of transcription by RNA polymerase II; positive regulation of chondrocyte differentiation; cell fate commitment. Gene Ontology annotation, molecular function: DNA-binding transcription factor activity, RNA polymerase II-specific; RNA polymerase II cis-regulatory region sequence-specific DNA binding. NCBI's taxonomy places the organism in Eukaryota, Metazoa, Chordata, Mammalia, Primates, Cercopithecidae. The transcript has 19 exons. Gene Ontology annotation, cellular component: nucleus. The record is from RefSeq and is a predicted model, not a curated record.
CGAAGUGCUUGGAUUACAGGUGUGAUCUUCAUAGUAAUUUAAAAUAAACAACGUUGUAUUUGAUUAAUCUUAACUUCUUAUUCAUUCAUUCAAACAUUUUUUAUUGAAAGUCCAUUUUUGGUUACAUAUGAAUUGAGUAAGGGGGUUACAAUGGUGAGCAGCAGAGAUUUGGUCCCUGCCCUCAUGGAGCUUCCAGUCUAAUGAGGAAGAUGGAGGUGAGUCAGCUGACCAUACCAAUAGACUAGAGAGAUGCUCUCUCCUCCACUGUUGUUGUGAGUGGUAGCUGAACUGUUCAUUCUUUUAAAAAUCACAAACGCAUAGAAUCUUAAAGAAAUGCUAUUUACAUUAAACAUUUUAGUAUUUUUAACAUGUGUGCUUUACUAAUUUAUCAAUGUUUCAUUGUUCAUCAGUGUUUAUCAAUUUCCCAAUUAAUUGGCAUAGAGCUCAGAACCUAAGUGUGGAUCUCUUGAGUGAUGACUCAUUAUCUUCUUGGAUAAGCCACACCCAAAAUAUAUAUUGAAUACUUCUUCGUUUUGAUUUAUUAAAAAUGGCAGAAGACUUUGAUGGCAUUUGGCAAGCAAUCUAAGUGCAGAAUUUGCUAGUUUAAAAAAUUUUUCAUCCCAAUAUUAUGAAGUUGACACCUAAUAUAGUGAUUUUUAUAAACAAUUUGCCUUUAUUCUUUACAAAGCAUUCAAUUUGGUGUCAAUAAAACAUUCGUUUUUGUCCUUAUAUUUCCCUAAUUAUGUCAUAUUUAAUUAAUUUUCAUGAUUACAAUCACAAAUGACAUAAACAGACUUGGGAUGUAGCAGACAAUUAAAGUGGUGAGAGCAGGAUUGUGUGGGUUACUAGAGGAGACUUUUUGCUAUUAGGGUGCCACGUAGGCCUAUCGUAUGCUUUGCAGAAGAAAUGGAGCACAUUAGUUUCUCGGGUGACUUGGGGAAUGUAGGUUGGCUAAGAACGUUGUACUAUAAAUAUGUACAGUGAUAAGUGCUAUCGAGUGUAUUAUCAAGGAAAAGUACAGGCAGCUAUAAGGAGAUAUAGAGUAGCCGGAUUUAUUCUAAAAGUCCCAGAAUGCUUUCAUGAGGAAGAGCCAUUUGGGCUACGGUAUGAAAAGCACUAAGGGCCAACCAGGUGGAGAAGUUGUGGGUGCGUAAGGAUAGAGAACAGCAGGUACAAAUCUCUGCAAUGGGCUAAAGCUUGGACUGUUAAGGGACCAAGACAGCAGUGUGGCCAGGGUACAGGAAAGAAGGGCCAAGGCUGUGAAGGAUGAGGUUGUAGGAGGCGGGGGUCAUAUCUCAUAGAGUUUUGUAGGUCCUCUUAAGCCUUUUUGUUUUUAAUCAUAAAAGCAUUGGAGAGUUAUUAAAAGAUUCAGAAUUGUGAUUUAAAAAGAUUGUUCUGGCUGUUGUUUGGAAAAAAGAAUGAAGGGACAUCAGGUAGUGAUCCAAGUAGCCUAAGUAAGAAAUGUUGUCCUUAUUCUGAAAACUCUUCAUUGUACUGUUUUUCGUGGCCUGCUACGUGACUAAAUGGGUCUUUGAAAUACUUGAGGAAAAGCAGAGCCUAAAUUUAUCAUAGUUUAAAUCUUCUUAUCACCUAGGAAGACCUGAAACAGAAUUUUCUAUACUAUAUUCUUGCUUACCAUCUUCUCCUUUUACAUUUGUAUUUAUGUUCAUUGUUUCAGCACAUUAUGUUCUCAAAACAAUAGGGGAAAAAAGGAAAAGUCAUUCUUUUAAGCUUGUACCAUGCUAUUGACUUUCUCUGAAAGGACAACAAGUGUGUUUAUUUUAUCCCUGUGAGUCUAAAAAUUAACCAUGAAACAUCCUUCUUUACUUCUAAACUAUGUGUAACAAAGAAAUGCUUUAUUGCAAUUUCAUCAAUAAUUCAAAUGCAACUUAAAGGAAAGUAGGGCAGCUAAGGAAAAAAGCACACUUGUUCCAUAAUUGAGUCGAUUAAAUAGUAUUGAGUCCCAUUGUCAUAGUCAUAUUGAUGAAACAACUUUUAUAACUACAAAAGGUCUAAUAAGAAAUAAAACCUUAGAAUUAUGAUGCAACGUCAUGGACAUUUCUUAGUUUUUUGUUUUUUUUUUUCUAUUGUAAAAUACAAAUAACGAAAGCAACCUUUUACCAAAGUGCAAUAAUAAAGGAGCAGCUUUUGAAAGGUGCUCUCAUCAGGAUAUUAGUAGUUUUCAAGGCUGUGCAGUAAUAACCCAAGCUAUUUUGGAACUGUGCAUACAUUAGUGUUCUGGUGCAGCAUGAUACAAUAAUGUGUGAAAAAGUAUAAGAUCACACCUUGUUUAAAUUUGCAGUUUUUGUGCAUAAUCCCACAGUGAGCUCUUGCAAGAUUUUGACUGUUUAUAGGAGAAAAAAGUUUAUAGAAGCCUACAGAUUGGGGCCUGUUGUAAAUAUCUGACAAUGAAAAUAAGGUUUUAAAACAAUUGCAUGCCAUAUGUUUUGAAAGAUUAAAAGGUUAUGUUAAGUUUAUAUUAUAUAUAAUAUUUUGCAAUUCAACUUAUGGUUAGUUUCACCCAGUGGAAUCUUCAGAAUACACAUACAUAACCAUCUAAAGGAAAAUGUAGAUUUGCUCUAUUUCAUAUUUGCAGAGUAUGAUUGAAAAGUACAGAGUUUGAUUUUUGAAAACAAUGAUUGCACUAUAAUUUAUGCAUUCAUAUUAAUGUUGUUUUCAAAAUUGUCACCCAGAGAAGCAAAACCCCUUUUCCAAUGAUGCCAUUGUUCAAAACAUUUUGGAAAAACUUCCUCUCUCGAAAUUGUCCUUUGAAUCAUUUGCAAGCCUGACUAAAACAUCCAGCUCAUUACUUUCUAAUCGCAUUUUAUACCAAGAUUCAUCAUCCUUUUUUUUAUUCACCAGAAUUGGCUAUAAAUGUCUCUCUGAAAUGAUGAAAAUGGCUAAAAUUGACUUUCAAAUUAUGAAAUUUGUCACCAUUGAGGAUAUUUAGAAGUAUGUGUGCUUGCAUGUGUGUGCACAGACUUAGAAAACAGUUUCAGAUGGAGAGAAAGAUACUGUGAAUAAGUAUCUUUGAGUGAGUUGUGUUCUAAGGUGACCAUUAACAUGGUAAAAUACAUUUGAACUUAGAUGACAAGGUAUGUUUGUUUAAAAAAGUCAUACAUUAUUUUUUACAACGUAUACAAAGAAAAAUGCGAAUACGUCUUUUGGAAUGCAAGGCCAAAUACCUUAUAUAAUUAGCAGUAUAUUUUAUUAUUAAAACAAUUAAAGGAUUAAGCAACUACAAUGCUAAUCCUAUGUUGGCAGAUUGUUCAGAUAAGGUCCUAACGUGGGAACAUCUCUGUAUAAUUUUAUUUAAAUAUUGCCAUUGACUGUCUGAUCUGUAAGUAUGUGUAUUCAUUAGCAUCUUACGAAAUUCGUAUUAAUUUUUAUGUCAUUUGAAGGCACUAGUUGGUAGCACUUGGAAUUUUCAUUUCAGUUCACCUCUUCAUGUAAAUAAUUGACCUAGUUUUCGAAACUAUUAGUAAUUGUUUUCUUAGCCCUCAGUAAGGAACCCAUAUGGUUACAUGUGCUUGAAAUGUAAAAUAACUGGAAUAAAUUCCAAAUGCUUUCUUACUUUAAGAACUCUGUGGUCAUUCGGUGUUUAUGUGUUGAAUGACUUAUGAGUAAAAUGAAAAUGAAGUAGGACUAAAUUAAUAUACAUAUCCAGAAAUUCACCCAUUUCCUCCCACUUUGAACAUCUUUAUUGUGUUCCUUCUUAAAUAUGUAAGAAAUGAAAGAAAUGUUUGCCAGAGAGACUUAGGUGACUAGAUUUUCCUUUCUGAGUAUAAGGAGAGCAAACAAUUUAAAGAUAAUUUUGCUGUGGUCAGUUUUUGUGACCCUGUACCAUCUUUGUAAUGUCUGACUUCCAGCUUGAGUGCAUUACAAUAGGGAUCAAAUGUCUAUAUUUUAAGAAUGUCAUUGGUAGCUUUUUGAAAGUUCGUAGAUUUAAGUGUAAACCAAUGUUUGAACAUGAAGAUCUGGAACACACUUUUGUAACAUCACCUUUCAAUAUAGGUAGCUCAACAGUUGGAGACCCUAAUGACUUCUUGUUUAACAUGGUAUGUGAUUUACACAGACUAAUUUGUGUUUAUAGUAAUUAUUUUACCCUGGUUAACUACCUGUGCUAAAAUUUCUUUGCUUUCUGGCUUCUUACUACCCAAUUGUUUUUUUUUUCUUACCUGAAUGCAUGUAUCCUUGACUUUUCUAAACAUUUUAAAACACAGGAUUUAUGCAGGACUUGUUCCAAACUAAUAGAUACUUUGUUCUUUUUAAGCACGUUGAUUUAUAUUAAUGGAAUUGGCUAAUUUGUUUUUGUAAAGUUUUGUUUUCUUAAAGGGGGGAUGAGUUUUGAGGCACUAAAUCAAGCUGAACUACCUUUAGCUUUUUGGUAAAUUUAUGUCACUUAUUAAUUGCCACGAAUUUUUGACAACAAAUGUCAUAUUUGAAAUUCUACUGGAAGUAUAACAGUGUGAUAUUGUUCAUUUGUGAUAUGAUAAUUGUUCAUGAACAAUAUCUAAAAUCUGUAAUAGAUUAGAAAAUGAAAUUCCAGCGUUUUUUUUCCCCAUUGAUAAAGAUAAAUAUAGAAAGACCAUAUUUUAAAUAUGUCACAGUACUGCUAACAAAAAGUUAAGAGUUUUAGUGUUGUAGGAGUUAGGCUAGUAAGUAAUGUUUAUAUAAUCCUGAUAAACAUUUCCCCAUAACUGAAUUUUGAGUGGAAAACUUGGUUUCUUAAAAGGCUCUAAGUGGAAGAAAAAAUAUUGGAGUCUGUCUUCUUAUUGUGUAGUGUGUGUGUGUGUGUGUGUGUGUGUGUUUGUAUUUAGAUCCAGUUUAAUACCAAGUAAUGCCAACAUCUGGCAGAGAGAUGGAGAUCUGGGAAUUUGUUGCUCGAAACCCUGGGACAAAGUGUUCUGAUCUGACCGGCAAACAUAGCUGUGGACUUGAACUGAAACCUUCAGGGGCAGAAACGUCUUAAGUGUCUGGAAAAUUGGCCUGUUGAGUCACCGUGAAGGCACUAAAACAAAACUAAUUUUAAGCAGGUCAAAGUUCAGUGAUUCCCUCUGGAAUUCAAACUUUUUUUAAGAGUCUCAUGUUUAAGUGAAAAGGGUCAAAGUUGAUGCACUGUUACAAUGUUUUGAAUGCUUUCCCUUAAGAACAGCCACCCAAGCUGGGAUUAGCAUGAGGAACUGCAAGGCUGGCACUUCAGCGUCUGGGUUAAAAAUAUUUUAAAGCAGUAAAUGCAGUCAGUACAGAGAGAUCCCUGGGAGCCUUUCUAUUCAAAAAUGUGUGAGCUCAGGGCAGCGACUGCAAUGUAAUUUAGGGCAGUGUAUGCUUCAUAGCUUUGGAGAAUAUUGCUUCCUGUUAAUGUUCCAUCGGAGGAUGGUAGGAUAGUAGUAAUUUUAGAAGGUGGUAUUCCUGUUUGUCUUACAUCGAAAACUUCAGAAUAAAUAAAAGGAAACAUCAAUCGAACCAGAAAUGUAACUGUGGAAAAGUACCAAUGAAUCUAAAUUUGAACUGAACAGAUACAAAACCAGCAUGGGUGUAGGAAUAUUUUUAAAGAGGAAGCUAUGGCAAAAGCAACUUCCCAGGGAAUGGACUGAGCAGGCUUUUUAACCGGUCCAAGGUGUAGAGACAUACUUCAGAAGGAUCCUCAGAAGUUUUGGACAAGCCUCCCCCAAUGUGGCAGGUGCCGUGCUGGCCAUCGGUGACCCAAAGAUGAUGAAAAAUAUGUUCCUGCUCACGAGGAGUUAGCGACCUACUGGGCUUUCCUCUUGCUGAUGACAUGAUUCCUGUUUGAAUCUGUUGACAAGAUUCUGAAAGCCGAACAGAGAAUUCUGGCACUGCACUGGCAUUUCAAGAAAUAGAUAAUAUCAAGGAGACCGGGACACCGGGAGUGGGAGAGAUUGGACUGGGAGACUCAGCAGGAUGUCUUCCAAGCGACCAGCCUCUCCGUAUGGGGAAGCAGAUGGAGAGGUAGCCAUGGUGACAAGCAGACAGAAAGUGGAAGAAGAGGAGAGUGACGGGCUCCCAGCCUUUCACCUUCCCUUGCAUGUGAGUUUUCCCAACAAGCCUCACUCUGAGGAAUUUCAGCCAGUUUCUCUGCUGACGCAAGAGACUUGUGGCCAUAGGACUCCCACUUCUCAGCACAAUACAAUGGAAGUUGAUGGCAAUAAAGUUAUGUCUUCAUUUGCCCCACACAACUCAUCUACCUCACCUCAGAAGGCAGAAGAAGGUGGGCGACAGAGUGGCGAGUCCUUGUCUAGUACAGCCCUGGGAACUCCUGAACGGCGCAAGGGCAGUUUAGCUGAUGUUGUUGACACCUUGAAGCAGAGGAAAAUGGAAGAGCUCAUCAAAAACGAGCCGGAAGAAACCCCCAGUAUUGAAAAGCUACUCUCAAAGGACUGGAAAGACAAGCUUCUUGCAAUGGGAUCGGGGAACUUUGGCGAAAUAAAAGGGACUCCCGAGAGCUUAGCUGAGAAAGAAAGGCAACUCAUGGGCAUGAUCAACCAGCUGACCAGCCUACGAGAGCAGCUGUUGGCUGCCCACGAUGAGCAGAAGAAACUAGCUGCCUCUCAGAUUGAGAAACAGCGUCAGCAAAUGGAGCUGGCCAAGCAGCAACAAGAACAGAUUGCAAGACAACAGCAGCAGCUUCUGCAGCAACAACACAAAAUCAAUUUGCUCCAGCAACAGAUCCAGCAGGUUCAAGGUCAGCUGCCGCCAUUAAUGAUUCCCGUAUUCCCUCCUGAUCAACGGACACUGGCUGCAGCUGCCCAGCAAGGAUUCCUCCUCCCUCCAGGCUUCAGCUAUAAGGCUGGAUGUAGUGACCCUUACCCUGUUCAGCUGAUCCCAACUACCAUGGCAGCUGCUGCCGCAGCAACACCAGGCUUAGGCCCACUCCAACUGCAGCAGUUAUAUGCUGCCCAGCUAGCUGCAAUGCAGGUAUCUCCAGGAGGGAAGCUGCCAGGCAUACCCCAAGGCAACCUUGGUGCUGCUGUAUCUCCUACCAGCAUUCACACAGACAAGAGCACAAACAGCCCACCACCCAAAAGCAAGGAUGAAGUGGCACAGCCACUGAACCUAUCAGCUAAACCCAAGACCUCUGAUGGCAAAUCACCCACAUCACCCACCUCUCCCCAUAUGCCAGCUCUGAGAAUAAACAGUGGGGCAGGCCCCCUCAAAGCCUCUGUCCCAGCAGCGUUAGCUAGCCCUUCAGCCAGAGUUAGCACAAUAGGUUACUUAAAUGACCAUGAUGCUGUCACCAAGGCAAUCCAAGAAGCUCGGCAAAUGAAGGAGCAACUUCGACGGGAACAACAGGUGCUUGAUGGGAAGGUGGCUGUUGUGAACAGUCUGGGUCUCAAUAACUGCCGGACAGAAAAGGAAAAAACAACACUGGAGAGUCUGACUCAGCAACUGGCAGUUAAACAGAAUGAAGAAGGAAAAUUUAGCCAUGCAAUGAUGGAUUUCAAUCUGAGUGGAGAUUCUGAUGGAAGUGCUGGAGUUUCAGAGUCAAGAAUUUAUAGGGAAUCCAGAGGGCGUGGCAGCAAUGAACCGCACAUAAAGCGUCCAAUGAACGCCUUCAUGGUGUGGGCUAAAGAUGAACGGAGAAAGAUCCUUCAAGCCUUUCCUGACAUGCACAACUCCAACAUCAGCAAGAUAUUGGGAUCUCGCUGGAAAGCUAUGACAAACCUAGAGAAACAGCCAUAUUAUGAGGAGCAAGCCCGUCUCAGCAAACAGCACCUGGAGAAGUACCCUGAUUAUAAGUACAAGCCCAGGCCAAAGCGCACCUGCCUCGUGGAUGGCAAAAAGCUGCGCAUUGGUGAAUACAAGGCAAUCAUGCGCAACAGGCGGCAGGAAAUGCGGCAGUACUUCAAUGUUGGGCAACAAGCACAGAUCCCCAUUGCCACUGCCGGUGUUGUGUACCCUGGAGCCAUCGCCAUGGCUGGAAUGCCCUCCCCUCACCUGCCCUCGGAGCACUCAAGCGUGUCUAGCAGCCCAGAGCCUGGGAUGCCUGUUAUCCAGAGCACUUAUGGUGUGAAAGGAGAGGAGCCACAUAUCAAAGAAGAGAUACAGGCCGAGGACAUCAAUGGAGAAAUUUAUGAUGAGUACGACGAGGAAGAGGAUGAUCCAGAUGUAGAUUAUGGGAGUGACAGUGAAAACCAUAUUGCAGGACAAGCCAACUGAUAAGGGUCAAAAGAUUGUUGUGACCUUAGGACUUAAAGAAGCCCUAACUGGUUCAUCCUUACCAGUGGCCAAGCACAUUAACUUUCUCAUACACUGACUGUUACUUUAACUGUUAGUCUUAAAUAGUUGGGACAUCAGCUGACUAAUAGACCUCAGCCUCAAAAGGCUUGGAAAGAAAAAAAAAUACAACAAGCAAACAACAAUAUCAACAACAAGAGAUUGAAAUAAGCUAUGGGUAAAAUAAUGCCAGUAAUUCAGCUGCUACAUCCAAGCACUGAAGUCUUACCCGUCAACUUUUUUUUUUUUUAAAUAAACUUUAUGGCUGUUUGUUCUACAAUGUUCUAGAAAUUCUCACUCAGGUACACAGUGCCAACAAGUGGCUUGUGAAUGUGUUUUGUUGUUUUGUGCUACAAUUUUUAAAAAGAAAUAAGUUUUGUUUUGUUUUUUGGGGUUUCUGGGUUUUUUCCUUUUCUUUUUCUUUCCUUUCAUUUUUUUUUCUUUGUAAUGCACCUGACAGAAAAAAAAGAAAAAUGAAUUUCUCUUUACUUCUCUCCACCUUCUCCAUCUCUAUACUUUAAAGAUGGAAGUCUGUGCAUGAGGGGGAAGAGGGAAAAAGAGCCUGUUUUUAACUUCCUUGCUAUCCACCACAAAAUAAGCAAUUAUUUUCUUUAGAGGACUUUCUUUAUCUAUUGCACACCACACUACAUCUUUGAGCAAGUGCCAAAUUUGUACUGAAGUGUUGACCAAGUUCAUUUUUUCCCUUUACUUUUUCCUGUUCCUUCUUAAGUUAGGACAGUGUUAAAUCUUAGACAAUCCCUGAAAAACCUGAAAUACCAGCAGCUGGUGAGAUUUGACUUUUUUUUUAAUGGAAACUGUAGGUGCUGUUCUCAGGUGAAAAGAGAGAGAGAGACAUAAGAAAUUUAGAGAAAAAUAUUUUCAGAUCUUGGAUUUUUGUGUGUAUGUAUGUGUGUGAUUAUGGUACUAAUAGGAAUAACGUUGGACCAUUGUGAGUUAAACCCACAUCUGGGGAUGAAAUCCCACAUCCUCCCAAGUGACUGGUCUAGAAAUAAUCUUGACCUUGACUUUGCACUUCAAAUGACAACUUAACCAAGUAUAGGGCUCAGAAAUUAUAUUUUUAAAUGUCUAAUAUGAUGAUUAUUGGAUGGAUCAGGUGGCCCUGUGUAAUAGAGGUGUGCAUGUAUAACAUGGAAGCUACUAGCAAACUGCUCCCAGAUGUCCUUUCUCCCUGGUCAGUUGGUUCCAUUAAUGUUUGCUACUUAGUGAUUUUUGUUUUUCCUGUUGAUAUUUCAAGCAAAACAAUCAUUGUUUUCAUUGAAUAUAUUUGGCCAUUUUUCAGACAAAUAGAAUUAGCUUAUUUCUUCAACAUUCCAUCCUUUCCCGAUCAGGAAAUGAAACUGAUGAUUUUACAAGGUAUUUUUCACCCCUCCAUGAAACGAGGUGGAGGCCUUUAGCAUUUCAGAAGUGUGGGCCAUGUGUAGUUCAUGCCAUAAAAAGUAGGGUUUAAUGAAAAUUCAUUGCAGUCCAACAAAAUGGAGCCUGGCUGCGCCCAGGGAUUCUUGCCACUGCUCUUCCCUUGCUGUCAGAUGAAUCCACUGAAGUCCAACUUUGGUUCGAGCAGAGUAUUUGCGAAGAGCAACAACUGAAUGUGAUGGGACUGCUUAUGUAGAUUUUGCCAGCCAAAUGCCAAGGCAGUUGUAGGGCCUGUACAAAUAAAUGCAAAAUCAUUUCAAGUCAAUUGCCAUUAUUUGUAUUGAAGUAUCAGAUAGUAAAUACUGCAACUAGUAGCUCGAUGUGCUAUAGUUUUCACUCCAGUCAUCAUUUUCCUAUCUCACCCCCCGAAACACCACCCUAAAGUUGGAUUUUUACAUAUAAAUAAUGAAAAAAAAGAAUCCCUUUUAUUUUUCUCUCUCUCAGAAGACUUGCUCUGGGGUUUUGCUUGGAGGAGCUGAUCAUAGCCUGCAUGUCAGAGAUUUCAUUUUGUUUGUUUUUCUGUUUGUUUUUGAUGACUUUAUUUUCAUUUGAACUGCCUCUUUUUGCUAGUGUUGUAAUAAUGAUGAUGAUGAUAAAAUAAUAAUAAUAAUAAUAGUAAUAAUAAUAAUAAUGGUCAGCUGUUCCCAGAUUAGUAAGUUAUGUAUAAUUUAUUUUAUUUCUCCCUUUCUAUUUUAUUCUGCUCUGAUUUGGAAGUGCAGCCAAUAAGCUGUUAGAUAUUUAAAACAAAUUUCCAUCUCCAACUCAUAUAUGUAUGUAUAUGUAUAUAUAUACAUAUAUAUAUACACACACACACAUUUACCCACAAUUUUACUUCUCCUUCCAUAAGUUUUCUCCUUUUUAAGAAUUUUGGCCCCAACAAUAUCAGUUCUGAUGUUUAAAACAAAGGAGUGAAUUAAUAGGAGGGUCGUGUUCAAUCUUAAUUAACUUAUGCUCUCAUCACUCAUUUUAGUUAUUUAAUUGCCACAGUCAUCUAGAGCCAAUUUUUUUUUUGUUUCUGUUUGUUUCGUUUUCAAGCACUCUGGAUAAGGAAAAAAUAGACACUUGUUUUUAUAUCAUUUUUAUGUACAAUGUGAAAACAGAUUUUUAAAAAAUUUGUUCUCUGUCUUUGUUAACAAAUUCCUUCUGAUUUAUGUGGGUUCACCUCUCACGUUUGCUGGAUACUUACUUUACACCAUGUUAUAAAAGAUGCUUUGUUUUCAUUUCAUGACUUUGGGCUACAAGAAUACUUUGUUUUAGCUCCAGGUAGAUGCCAUUGAAGGCAUUCGUGGCUGAAACCAAUUCUAACACACUUACCAGUGAAUUGACAACACGUUGGUGUUUAGUCUUUUUUUGUUGUUGUUUUAUUUUGUUUUAUUUGAAGGGGAAAACAAAAUUGUUAAUGGUGACUUUUAACUGCUGAAAUUCAAAAGUUGAUUUUAGUUAGGUUUAUGUCCGAGACUAAACUGUGCAUGAACUGAAACAAAAAGCAAGUUCAUAGCCCUGCAUUCUGUUCUCUUGUUCUGACGGUUAAUUCACUGGAUAUCAAAUUUUCUUUGCCCUAGUUUUCCCCAAAGGAAAACAAAAGCAAAAAUAGUUAUAUCAAUAUUGAAAGUGCUUUGAAGUCACUUGAUAAAAGGUGCUAUGAAUAGCAACUUACUGUGUUACUACAUUGCCUUUUUGGCAUUGGUUGAUUUAUAAUUUUGGUAAAGGAUCCUAAAACCCUGUAUUCUUUUUCUGUGCCUCAUAAUGACCAAAAAAGAUAAAGUAAAGAAAAUGAGAGUAAGAUCAAAAGAUCAAACUAAAACAUAAACGGUCUCCCUCCUCUCUGCUUUCUUAUCUGUCUGUUCACACUUUAUCUCUUUUCCUUUCUCCCUCUCUCACAUGCACACACACACACAAACACACACACACACUUGCCCCGACACUGAGAAAUAAUCUUGCCAGAAUUCUGGUUUUUAAUGUUGUUGUAGUCAGUUUCUCUAAAAAUAGUCCUGUUUUCAUAUGAAUCUAAGACAACAUCACUGGAGAAAAUAAAGUUACUCAUUUAUAGUUACUAAUAAUAACUUAGUGAUUAAGUUACUACAAUUGGAUAAAAUACAAAACUAUUCUUCAGUACAUUUCUACCUAAAUUACUGAAGUCCAUUUUUAAAGUUCAUUUGGCAUCUGCAGUUAAGAGUUAACCAUGUAUAAAAUCCCUCCCAAAGAACAUAAUCAUCAUUGUUAAAACCAAAUCCUCUUAUAAAGAACAAAUAUAAAAAAAAAAAAGUUUUCUUUGGUGAAGCUAUUUUAUAGAUUUGAUUUCUGGAGUAGAAUUUUACCUUAAUUCAUCUAAAGAAAAUUAACCAUUUUUUGGUCCAACUUCAGAUAUUUUCUUAAUCCAGAAGCUGUGACUGUUCCCAGAAGAAACCUCUUAUAUCACAUUUAAAACAAAAAAUAAUUACACUUUCAUUCAUUCUAAUGGGUAAAUUAUUGAAUUGUAAUAAACAACUGUAUAUUUACAAACAGGUUUAUAAGAUAUUUGUCUAUCAACUUAACAGUAAAAUAAAACUUAUGGGGUCCACAAGGAAAACUAUGAAGGCCACUUAAAGUGGUUCAGGUAUCUCUUUGUCUUGUAGGGCAUAGCUGUUGGUUUAGCCAGGCUUUUACAGUAUUUAAUUUUAAAGUUUCCUAUAACUAUCAACUUCCCAGGUUGAAGAUGAUGUGUUGAGUUUCCUACUGAUUGAUUCCUGUCCUCCCCAGUGUUUCUGUCACUGGUUCACUAAAACAGUAUUUAUAUAGCUCCACUGGCUCUAAAGCUUUUAGUCCUUCUAACAUUUUGGAUUUUACAAGUAAAAAUGGAAAAAAAAAAAAAUAGAAAAGAGACAAUCAAAUGCCUGGAGCUUAAAACAAAGUAUGUGCAACCUACCAUCUCACUUGAAAUUUAAUGAAAUAAAUAAUUAUGUAAAUAUAACAUAGAGUUAUAGAUUUAUAUUUUGUUCAUAACACAUAGUGUAAUAUAAGUUGUAUAUUUUCAUGUUUUUGGUUUUAUGUUAUCAUUCAUGCCACAAUAAAAAUAAAACAGGAGUUUAUGUGCUCUUAAAAAAAGGAUGUGGGUUGCCACCAACCUGUUUUUUGUUUUUGUUUUUUGUUUAUUUUAUUUUAUUUUUUUGCAUUCUCCUUUUUCAGUAUUACUGCCAUGCAAGGCACCAAUAAAAACAGCAAAUGUGUUCUUUACCUA